Molecule: messenger RNA, 2271 nt
Organism: Zonotrichia leucophrys gambelii
Lineage: Eukaryota; Metazoa; Chordata; Aves; Passeriformes; Passerellidae
Gene: TMEM127
Product: transmembrane protein 127
Exons: 4
Coding region: 1106-1807 (233 amino acids)
Biological process (GO): negative regulation of cell population proliferation; negative regulation of TOR signaling
Cellular component (GO): membrane
Source: RefSeq, a predicted model, not a curated record
CCCGGUUUCAGUCCCGGUCCCAGUCCGGGUUCCAGUCCGGGUUCCAGUCCCGGUUCCAUUCCUGGAUCCAGUCCUGGUUUCAGUCCCGGUUCCAGUCCCGGUUCCGGUGCCCCAGGGCCUGUGUCCGUAACCCCGGUCCUGGUUCCAGUCCCGGUUCCGGUGCCGGUUCCGGUGCCCCAGGGCCGGUGUCCAUAACCCCGGUCCCGGUGCCGGUUCCAGUCCCGGUGCCAGUUCUGGUUCCAGUGACCCAGGGCCAGUGUCUGGUACUGGUUCCAUUCCUGGUUCCGGUGACCCAGGGCCAGUAUCCAUAACCCCGGUGCCGGUUCCGGUGCCCCAGUCCUGGUGUCCAUACCCCCGGUUGCAGUCCUGGUUGCAGUCCUGGUGCCGGUUCCAUUCCCGGUUCCGGUGCCCCAGGGCUGGUGUCCAUAACCCCGGUGCUGGUUCCAGUCCCGGUUCCAGUGCCGGUUCCGGUGCCCCAGGGCUGGUGUCCGUAACCCCGGUGCCGGUGCUGUCCCCAUUCCCGGUACUGGUGCCGGUUCCAUUCCCGGUUCCAUUCCCGGUUCCUGUGACCCAGGGCCUGUGUCCAUAACCCCGGUACCGGUUCCAUUCCCGGUUCCGGUGCCCCAGUCCUGGUGUCCAUAACCCCGGUUCCAUUCCUGGUUCUGGUGCCCCAGUCCCGGUGUCCGUAACCCUGGUCCCGGUGCCGGUUCCAGUCCCGGUUCCAGUCCUGGUUCCGGUUCCAGUCCCGGUGUCCAUAACCCCGGUUGCAGUCCCGGUUCCAGUCCUGGUGCCGGUUCCAGUCCCGUUCCCGGUGCCGGUGCUGGUGCCCCAAUCCCGGUGUCCGUAACCUCGGUCCCGGUUCCAAUCCCGGUUCCAUUCUCGGUUCCAGUGCCCCAGUCCCGGCGUCCAUAAUCCCAGCCCCAUUCCCAGUUCCAUUCCCAGUUCCGGUUGCAGUCAGUCCCGGUUACAGUCCUGGUGCCGGUUCCAGUCCCGGUUCCGGUGCCCCAGUCCCGGUGUCCAUAACCCCAGUCCUGUUCCCGGUUCCGGUUCCAUUCCCGGUGUCCGUAACCCCGUUCCCGUCCCCAUUCCCGUCCCCGUUGCCGCCAUGUACUCGGGGGGCGCGGCGGGCGCGGUGCCCGCGCGGCGCCGGGGGGCGCUGCCCAAGCAGCCGGAGCGCAGCCUGGCGUCGGCGCUGCCGGGCGCCCUGGCCGUCACCGCGCUCUGCACCGCGCUGGCCGAGCCCGCCUGGCUGCGCAUCCACGGCGGCACCUGCGCCCGCCAGGAGCUGGGCGUGGCCGACGUGCUGGGCGCCGUGCAGCCCGAGCUGCUGCGAGAUUUCUGCAUGAACCCGCAGACGGUGCUGCUGCUGAGAGUCAUUGCUGCCUUUUGCUUCCUGGGCAUCCUGUGCAGCCUCGGAGCUUUUCUGCUCGACGUUUUUGGGCCCAAACACCCGGCCCUGAAAAUCACCCGGCGCUACGCCUUCGCCCACAUCCUCACAGUCCUGCAGUGCGCCACGGUGAUCGGCUUUUGCUACUGGGCGUCGGAGCUGCUCCUGGCGCAGCAGCAGCAGCACAAGAAGUACCACGGCUCGCAGGUGUUCGUCACCUUCGCCGUCAGCUUCUACCUGGUGGCGGGCGCGGGCGGCGCCGCCAUCCUGGCCACGGCCGCCAACCUGCUGCGGCACUACCCCAGCGAGGAGGAGGAGCAGGCGCUGGAGCUGCUCUCCGAGAUGGAGGAGGCCGAGCCCUACGCGCCCGACUACGACGUGGUCAACCAGUUCCAGCCGCCGCCCGCCUACACGCCAUGAGGGUGGGAGGCGUGGUGGGGGCCACCAAGAUGGCGGUCAUCGUGAUGGGGGCCACCAAGAUGGCGGUCAUCGUGAUGGGUGGUCACCUUGGUCCUGGUUACCAUGAUCAUGGUCAUCAUGAUGGUGGCCACCAUGAUGGCGGUCAUCAUGAUGGGUGGUCAUCUUGAUCCCAGUCACCAUGAUCACCAUGAUCCUGGUCAUCGUGAUGGUGGCCACCAUGAUGGUCAUCACCUUGAUCCCAGUCACCGUGGUGGUGGCCACUAUGAUGGCAGUCAUUGGGAUGGAGGCCACCAUGAUGGCGGUCAUCAUGAUGGGUGGUCACCUUGACUGUGGUCACCAUCAUCAUGGUCAUUGUGAUAGGUGGCCACCCUGAUCGUGGUCACCUUGAUCCUGGUCAUCGUGAUCCUGGUCAUUGGGAUGGAGGUCACCAUGAUGGCAGUCAUCGUGAUGGGUGGGCACCUUGA